AUGCAGCUUCGUAAAGGUAUUGAGGAUUACGAACAGAGAGGGCCAGCGGCGAACGGCACUGCCAUACCCAACGGGAUGAGCGGGGUGAAUGGCAUCACCAAUGAAUUCAAUGGAAUACACCCCAAAGCCCAUGCCAGCUCUUCAAUAACCGAGCCUGAGAAGCUCGACGUGUUGAUCGUCGGUGCGGGCUUCGCAGGCAUUUACUUACUGUACAACCUGCGCCGGAGGAACUUCAAUGUCAAGAUCGUGGAGAUGGCUACCGACCUAGGAGGCGUGUGGUACUGGAACCGAUACCCCGGAGCACGGGCGGACACACACUACCCCCUCUACGCACUGUCCCUGUCAGAGGUAUACCGCGACUGGGUGUGGAAAUCCCAUUAUCCCGACUCGGAAGAACUGCGCGAAUACUUUGCGCACGCGGGUAGAGUGCUCGGGACCAAGAAAGAUACAUACUUUUCCACGAAAGUGACAGACGCCGAAUGGGACGAGCACCACAACCUGUGGACCAUCCAGUGCGAUACAGGCAAGGUGUUUGAAGCAAAUUACUUUAUUGCGUCGAUCGGGUUUGCCGCCAAGCCAUAUAUUCCGGACUGGGAGGGUCUUGAGACGUUCAAGGGCGUCAUCCAUCACAGUUCCUUCUGGCCCAAGGAAGGAUGCGACGUCAACGGGAAGAGGGUUGGCGUGCUCGGGUCGGGGUCCACGGGGAUACAGAUCGCGCAGGAGUGGGCCCAUCAGAUCGGUGAGAAAGGCGAUCUUAAGAUGUUCCAGCGCACGCCCAACCUAUGUUUGCCCAUGAACAAUGUGGUUUUGACUCCGGAUCAGCAGGCAGAAGAUAAAUUGAGAUAUCCCGAAAUAUUCGACAACCGAUGGAAAACUCAAGGCGGAUUUUCCUAUCAGCCACGCAAGGAGAAGAUGCUUGAUGCGACGCCGGAGGAGCGAGACGCAUUAUUUGAAGAAUUAUGGAAGAUGGGAGGCUUCCGAUUCCUCAUGAACAACUACUCGGACAUGAUGAAAGAUUUUACCGCAAACCGCGAGGCGUACAACUUCUGGCGCCGAAAGACGUUGCAGCGCAUCCGGGACCCUCGAAACAGAAAGCUCUUUGCCCCUGAGCAACCCCCUCAUCCGUUCGGCGGCAAACGACUCGCCCUCGAAGUUGAUUUUUAUGAGCAAUUCGAGCGGCCCAACGUCAAUGUCAUUGACAUCAAGACCCACCCCAUCGUCCGAUUAGAACCAACAGGACUAGUCACAUCGGAUGGCACACUGCACGAGCUAGACGUGAUCGCGGUCGCCACAGGCUUUGACGGCAUCACCGGCGGUCUAAAUAACAUCAACAUCCGCGGUCGAGGCGGGGGACUCCUCCGCGCAAAAUGGAAUGAUGGUGUGCUGACAUAUCUGGGCAUGCUUUCGGCUGGAUUCCCUAAUUUCUUCUUCACCUUUGGACCCCAGGCGCCGACGGCAUUCAGCAACGGGCCCACUUGCAUCGAACUGCAGGCUGACUGGCUGGUGGAGACGUUGGUGUAUCUGCGGGAUAAUGGAUGUAAGAGCAUCGAUGUCAGGCCCGAAAUGGAGGUUGAAUGGAAGAAGACAGUGGUUCAAUUCAGCGAGACGGGCGUCAGACAUCACACCCGCUCGUGGUGGAACGGAGCUAAUAUCCCUGGAAAGGUGCAUGAGCCACUGAACUGGGGAGGAGGUAUUCCGCUGUACUUGAAGAUUGUGAACGAGAUCAAAGAGACCGGCUAUAAGGAUUUUGAAGUGAGAUAA
Cladophialophora psammophila CBS 110553 is the source of this 1761-nucleotide messenger RNA. RefSeq lists its product as uncharacterized. The record is from RefSeq and is a predicted model, not a curated record. Lineage: Eukaryota; Fungi; Ascomycota; Eurotiomycetes; Chaetothyriales; Herpotrichiellaceae. The coding region runs from base 1 to 1761 and encodes 586 amino acids. The transcript has 2 exons.